Molecule: messenger RNA, 987 nt
Organism: Tyto alba (common barn owl)
Lineage: Eukaryota; Metazoa; Chordata; Aves; Strigiformes; Tytonidae
Gene: ARPC5L
Product: actin related protein 2/3 complex subunit 5 like
Exons: 4
Coding region: 48-500 (150 amino acids)
Biological process (GO): Arp2/3 complex-mediated actin nucleation; regulation of actin filament polymerization; cell migration
Cellular component (GO): actin cytoskeleton; Arp2/3 protein complex; cytoplasm
Molecular function (GO): actin filament binding
Source: RefSeq, a predicted model, not a curated record
CGGGGGCGGGGCCGCGCUCCGGUUCCGGUUCCGGCGGGGCCGGCGGCAUGGCGCGGAGCACCCUCUCCUCCCGCUUCCGCCGCCUCGACAUCGACCAGUACGACGAGAACCGGUUCGUGGAGGAGCCGGAGGAGGCGGCGGCGGCCGAGCCCGACGCCGGCCCCGAGGUGGAGGCGCUGCUGAGGCAAGGGGACGCGCUCCGAGCGUUCCACAGCGCCCUGCGCAGCUCUCCCGCCCACGCCAGGAGCCAGGCGAUGAAGGAGCAGGCCCAGGGGACGAUGCUCAAAGUCCUCACGUCUUUUAAAAGCAGCGAAAUAGAGCAAGCAGUGAAUUCCUUAGACAGAAACGGCGUUGACUUGUUAAUGAAGUACAUUUAUAAAGGAUUUGAAAAGCCAACAGAAAAUAGCAGUGCAAUAUUACUCCAGUGGCACGAAAAGGCACUAGCAGUAGGUGGACUGGGCUCCAUAGUAAGAGUUCUCACAGCAAGAAAGACUGUUUAAAAGACUAUUAACUGGAGCCAAGACAACGCUCAGUUCUGGACUUGGAAGAAGGAAUUAGCUGACGUGACACUGGUCCCUCCUUAUUAGAGAUUGCAAUCUACUGAAAUACUAUGGAAACCUCCUCUUGGAAUGCUUUUAACCUUAAAGGUGGGGGAAGAGUAUUCCUGCAUAUUCUGACUAUCAAGUACAGGAGCCAAGACAUUCUCCUGAUCCCUUCUUUAAAAGGCAGAGAGAAGGCACGGCACGCUCCUGCCUCCUGUUACUGUAAGUGAACAGGUAUUUUCAGAUGCUGCUUUAUCCGAGUGUGGUGAGCCAAGAUCCCGCGUGUGCUGCUGAUUUGAGAGGGAGCUGUGUCCUGGGCAGGUGCCAGAUCCGACAGCCUACGGGCGGGAGGAGUGCUUAUUAGAAUGGCCAAGGGAUGAGCUGGACUAAGGGGUUGGUUUCAAUGUAAAGUGCCUGCUGCAUCAAUAAAGUUCUUGGAUCACGA